Anthostomella pinea is the source of this 585-nucleotide messenger RNA. The record is from the annotation of a GenBank genome assembly. Lineage: Eukaryota; Fungi; Ascomycota; Sordariomycetes; Xylariales; Xylariaceae.
AUGGCGCAUCGAACCCCCACGCCGCCUUCAGCGACCGGCCACAUGGAGAAGCGAGUGUACGACGGCGUGGUAGCUUACCGGCAAUAUGUCACUGACAUCUCGCCGGAUACGGAGCUGAAAUCUGGGGGCUCGCACAUAAAUGGCCAACGGAAUCGAGAGACAGUACGGCGCGCAGGGCCUGCACCCGUGGAGCGUGCCUCCAUGUGGCAUAGAACGGGGCUGCAGAGGCCGAAUCCGCACGACGCGCUGACCUUUCCCAAGAGCGGCACCCUGACAACGCUGACAACGCUGACAACGCUGCUGUACAUGCAGAAUGCCGAGCAGGUCGUGUCGACGAUAAUGUGGGCGGUCAUGAACAGGGACCUCGAGGGUAAAGGGGACAAGUACUUGGAGAGGUGUAAGAUCAGUGAGCCUGCCCCGGAAGGGCCUAAGGGUAUUGAGCCCGGAUAUAUUCCAUGGGCUUAUAAUGAGUCGGACGCGAAGAGGCCGUACGCUUUCACCCCUGAAGCUCGUGGGCUUCGAACAAGAAGGGCGGAACAGGUCUCUUGUGAGCUUCACGGCUUCACUGUGCCGACAACUCUCUAA